Messenger RNA from Notodromas monacha, 798 nucleotides. The record is from the annotation of a GenBank genome assembly. Lineage: Eukaryota; Metazoa; Arthropoda; Ostracoda; Podocopida; Cyprididae.
UUUCUUCUCCUGGUUGAAGGAGUAACGGUUUUGUUUUUCAUUCGGUGGAAUGAAGUACGCUUAUUCGUUGUGUUACAUUGCGUUUGGCGUUGCUCUUCUUCACGUCGUAGCUGGACUACAAUGCUAUCAAUGUACGAGUUCGGAAGAGUUACAAUGUGGCGAAUCUCUGCGUUCGGAUACAACUCUCGAACCUUCAACCUGCAACGAAUAUGAUGCAAAAUUUUGCGUCAAAAUGACCGGACUUUUCGAAGGUGAAAUGGGUACGAAGCGCAUGUGCACGUCAGUUGAUAUGGGCAACAUGUGCGAGUAUAUAACCCGACCUGGAGACAAGAGAGAGUACCGUUCCUGUUUCUACACCUGUAGUGCGGAUGGGUGUAAUGGUGCUGCAUCGGUUGGGCUGUCGAUCAGACCGACUGGUGGUCGUGGAGGGGCUUCCAACGUGGGAGAGAAAAAGAAGAGGGAGAGUAUUUUGGAUCUCAGCAAAUAUUUGGACAAAGCCAUUCGUGUCAAGUUUGGAGGAGGUAGAGAAGUUUCCGGCGUCCUGAAGGGAUUCGAUCCGUUACUUAACCUUGUGCUUGACACGACGACGGAAUACGUCAGAGAUCUCGAUGAUCCUUUCAAACUGACUGAUGAUACAAGGCAGUUGGGUCUGGUCGUUUGCCGAGGAACUGCAAUCGUCCUCAUCUGCCCCAUGGAUGGAACCGAAAGCAUACCGAAUCCUUUUUUGCAGCCCGAAGGAUAAAUUUUGUUGUUUAUAAUUGUGGGCGUGUACGAAAUGAAUGCUUUUUUCCACGUGAA